Molecule: messenger RNA, 684 nt
Organism: Thermothelomyces thermophilus ATCC 42464
Lineage: Eukaryota; Fungi; Ascomycota; Sordariomycetes; Sordariales; Chaetomiaceae
Product: glycoside hydrolase family 61 protein
Exons: 4
Coding region: 1-684 (227 amino acids)
Source: RefSeq, a predicted model, not a curated record
AUGAAGCUGAGCGCUGCCAUCGCCGUGCUCGCGGCCGCCCUUGCCGAGGGGCACUAUACCUUCCCCAGCAUCGCCAACACGGCCGACUGGCAAUAUGUGCGCAUCACGACCAACUUCCAGAGCAACGGCCCCGUGACGGACGUCAACUCGGACCAGAUCCGGUGCUACGAGCGCAACCCGGGCACCGGCGCCCCCGGCAUCUACAACGUCACGGCCGGCACAACCAUCAACUACAACGCCAAGUCGUCCAUCUCCCACCCGGGACCCAUGGCCUUCUACAUUGCCAAGGUUCCCGCCGGCCAGUCGGCCGCCACCUGGGACGGUAAGGGCGCCGUCUGGUCCAAGAUCCACCAGGAGAUGCCGCACUUUGGCACCAGCCUCACCUGGGACUCCAACGGCCGCACCUCCAUGCCCGUCACCAUCCCCCGCUGUCUGCAGGACGGCGAGUAUCUGCUGCGUGCAGAGCACAUUGCCCUCCACAGCGCCGGCAGCCCCGGCGGCGCCCAGUUCUACAUUUCUUGUGCCCAGCUCUCAGUCACCGGCGGCAGCGGGACCUGGAACCCCAGGAACAAGGUGUCGUUCCCCGGCGCCUACAAGGCCACUGACCCGGGCAUCCUGAUCAACAUCUACUACCCCGUCCCGACUAGCUACACUCCCGCUGGUCCCCCCGUCGACACCUGCUAA